This is a messenger RNA of Cutaneotrichosporon cavernicola, 999 nucleotides long. RefSeq lists its product as uncharacterized. Gene Ontology annotation, molecular function: protein serine/threonine kinase activator activity. The transcript is spliced from 8 exons. Gene Ontology annotation, biological process: intracellular signal transduction. The coding region runs from base 1 to 999 and encodes 332 amino acids. NCBI's taxonomy places the organism in Eukaryota, Fungi, Basidiomycota, Tremellomycetes, Trichosporonales, Trichosporonaceae. The record is from RefSeq and is a predicted model, not a curated record.
AUGAACUUCUUCAACCGCACCAAGACACGCUCACCGCAGGAGAGCGCGCGCCUGCUCCGCGACUACCUCCUGCGGUUAGACGCGCCAGGCUCUCCAGAGACCAAGCGGAAAGUUGCGGAGGAGUGCUCGAAGCUGAUCGCGAGUGUCAAGGCGUGCCUGCUAGGCGAGGGCGACGUUGACGCCUCUCCCGAGAGCCAGACGGCUGUCACGAACGAGGUGUACAACCAGGACCUACUGGCACUGCUUGUGAUGCACCUGCGGCAGCUCGAGUUUGAGGCCCGCAAGGACGUGGGGCACAUCUAUAGCUCCCUGUUGCGACGUACUCUCGGGACCCGCCUGCCAACCGUCGAUCACAUCGCACACAAGCCCGCCAUCCUCUUCAACGCGCUUCAUGGAUACGCCGACCCGGAGGUGGCGCUGAACACGGGCAUGAUCCUCAAGGAGAUGCUGCGGUACGAGCCGCUCGCCAAGAUCUUACUCUACUCUGAAGAAUUCUACACCUUCCCAAAGUACAUUGAGGACACGACGUUUGGCAUCUCGUGUGAUGCGUUUGCAAACAUGAAGGACACCCUCACAAAGCACAAGCAGAUGGUGGCUGCCUACCUGGAGGCCAACUACGACCGUUUCUUCACCAUGUACAAUACGCUCAUCAUGUCGAGCAAUUACGUGACCAAGCGGCAGUCGCUCAAGCUGUUGGGCGAGAUCCUCCUCGACCGCGCCAACUACAGCAUCAUGACGCGCUACAUCGCAUCCGAGGCCAAUCUCAAGCUCAUGAUGAACUUCCUCCGCGACCGCAGCCGCAACAUUCAGUUCGAGGCGUUCCACGUGUUCAAGGUGUUCGUGGCCAACCCGAACAAGCCACCAGAGAUUGCGAGAAUCCUGCGGCGGAACAAGGAGCGGUUGCUCGUCUUCCUGCGCGAGUUCCACAACGACAAGGACGACGACCAGUUCACAGACGAGAAGCAGUUCCUGAUUGCACAGAUCGAGCGGUUGCAAUGA